Paramuricea clavata is the source of this 6801-nucleotide messenger RNA. NCBI's taxonomy places the organism in Eukaryota, Metazoa, Cnidaria, Anthozoa, Malacalcyonacea, Plexauridae. The record is from the annotation of a GenBank genome assembly.
GCUCAAUAUGCUCAAAUUCCUGAUCCCAAGAAGAUUGAUUUUUUGGUCAAAACUCUCCGAUUAUCAGCUGCUGAAGAGGUUAGUGAUUGACAAAAUUACCAAUUAUUCAUGUCACAAUCUACUCGAUACCGUUGCCGAUUUUAUAAUGACAUAAUAUCAGUCGACUGAGUAAAGGUGACGUCAUUCAUGUCGAUUUUUUAACAAUAAUUUUCAACGCAACAUGUUACUGCAAUCAAAGAUCGUUACAACCGUUAAUAAAUGGCACACUUCGCGCAUUAAUUUAACAUAUUGCGUCAGAACGCAACGUGUAUCAAUGUGCAAUGCAUAUAAUUUUUAAGGUGUGUAUUUUCUCAACAAUCGGUUUUAGACAAUCGGAAAUAUAGAUAAUUCUACCGAUUCCGAUUGUCUACCGAUAAGACAAAAAUCGGCCCGAUACCGAUUAUCGGUCAAUCACUAGAAGGUAUAAAAAAAUAUUUGUCAAUUAUAGAUAAAUAAAGAUAAAUUAUAUCCUCAUUUUUCCUGCACAAAAGGGUAUGGUCAAGCGCAUGUGUGAGUCCACGAUAAUGGCAGGAGAAUGUCUGCCAAAAUUGGAGUAGAAAUGGGAAAGCAACACGUUUAAUCUAAGAAACAGCUAAAAGUCAUAGGAAGUUCACCGCAUCUUGUGAUAAGAAGCAGUUGUACAGUACUUAUAUAAGAAAUUUUACCCCUAUUGAUUGAUCUUGUGUCUUUCAAAGUAAGGAGCCAAUGGGUGGAUGUUUGACCAUGUUUCUCCCAGAGAAAUUUUGAAUUUCUAGUGUCGCUAGAAAACCUUUUCUGGGACAAUGUGGGGUAGGAUGGUUAGAGCCCCCUUUGCCCCUGAGCCCCUCCCCCUCUGGCUAUACAGCACUGCCUUUGGCAACAGUUCUUGCCCUGAAAAGUACUUGAUCUAGCUUAAAACGCACCUGCCCAUGCCUACUGUAGGUACUCUUUUACAAGAGUCCUUCGGGCUAUACCCUACCAGGCUAUACCCUACCAGGCUAUACCCUACCUGGCUAUACCCUACCAGGCUAUACCCUACCAGGCUAUACCCUACCAGGCUAUACCCUACCGGGCUAUACCCUACCGGGCUAUACCCUACCAGGCUAUGCCCUACCAGGCUAUACCCUACCAGGCUAUACUCCACCAGGCUAUAUCCUACCAGGCUAUAUCCUACCAGGCUAUAUCCUACCAAGCUAUAUCCUACCAGGCUAUACCCUACCAGGCUAUACCCUACCAGGCUAUACCCAAUGCACUUGCAGGCUAUACUCUACCAGCGGGCAGGGGUGGAAGAAGUAGGCGAGCACGCGAGCACUGCUCGCAGGAAAUGUUAAACAGCUGCAGGAAAUUCGUUUGAAUGAAGAUUUGCCAUUGAAAAUUUGAAGGAAACCUUAAGACUUACGUCCCACUAUGAGCGCAACAACAUAUGGUUGACAGACAUUAUUCCUUGAAUUUAAAACCAUGCCCAGCUAGAACACUAUGUGCUUAUGCACUACAGUAUAUGCAGAUUUAGCACAAAAAUACUCCGUUGGUUUCCAGGAAAUUUUUGUCUCUAGGUUGUGCUCCAUGCAGGAAGAAAAUUAUUUUUUCUGCCCUGCCAGCGGGGCUGUUUUUUCUCACAUAUGGGCCUCCAUAAGUGGCCUCCAUAUUAGAAAACGAUUAAAACUGCAGUAUCAUGUUAUUGCUUGCUUUCUUACAUUCAAAUAUAUUAAUGCGACUUUAACAUCCUGUAGGUACGGCAAAUGUCUGGCGUAUUAAUUAGAAGGUUAUUUUCAUCAACUGUCGAACUUUAUGAAAGUCUAAGUGAAGAUUUAAAACUGUCUUUAAAACAAGAACUGUUACUGGGAAUACAGGAAGAACCAAUAGUGAAUGUGAAGUGGAAGAUAUGUGAUGCUGUGUCGGAGAUAGCUCGCUGUUUACUAGGUACAGAAUAAUGUGUUUUUGCACAGGGGGCAUAACUACCGUCAGUAACAAGUGUAAAAUAAUCAAAAUAAUAAACUUACUUUAAAAGAUUUCCAUAAAUUCUUCACAAGAAUGUCAACAGAGAGAGCAAAAAAAUAUUAUCUAUACUGUUUGAAGCACUAAUCCUCAACUGGUAGUGGGCGCGUAUGAGGUAGUAGUAUAUUUAAUAAUAGAUAAUUAAUAAUAGAAGGGAUGAAACGGUGGGUCACGUCAUCGUUCGAUCAAAGCUAUUUUUGAUUUUAUAGAGCAAUUUCUGAUCAUUUACAUUUUUAAAAACUUAAUAUUGAAACUAUAGUCUACGGCGCCAACAAAUCACCGCUAUUUUUAAAAUCUGAAUGCAAAUCCGAGCAUCUCACGAGUGCCGAACUUCAUCCGACUGGAUAGGCUACUCUUGGUAGACAUAUCGCGAAAAUUGCGAAGAAAGCCUGCUGUUAAAAAUAAUUUAGGGAAAGGUUUGUAUAUGUUAUGUUAUAAUGCAGAUUUUUUUGUUCGUCUAAGAGAAUGCUAAAUACGUUGUAAUCAAAUUAUGUCUAAACGGUUAAAUUAGAAGCAUUUUAAAAAAUCACGUGACCGGUGUUUCAUCCCUUCUAUAUAUGAAAAGUUUCCUUCUAACGGAAAGUUUACUUUAGCAGUCAAACAACUUGCUGACAAAGCCCAUCGUGCCAUGAACUCCACAAGGAAAAAACUUGAUAUUUGCAAACUACCCCCACAUCUAGCAGUCAAAAUAUUUGAUAGUAUAAUUUCGCCUAUUCUUCUAUACAACUCCGAGGUGUGGGGCGCCUUUGCAAACCAUGACCUCAACAAAUGGGACCAAUCCCCAACUGAAAGAAUACACUCGAAAUUUUGUAAAAUUUACCUUGGUGUAAAUCGAAAGGCAACUAACAUAGCAAGCAGAGGUGAAAUGGGAAAAUUCCCACUACUGAUUGCUAUUCUCAAAAGACUUAUGAAAUACAUAAUACACAUCAACACCCCACCCGAUUAUACCAUUGUAAAGCAAGCGUUUCUUCUUUCUAAGGACUUGUUUCUAGACAACAAACCAAGUUUCUACUCCAAUGUAAUACACUUAAUUAAAAAUUGUGCAAGUUCCACAGACGAACUCAAUGACUUAGAACUCGCAACAAACUCACAUCUACGUCAAUACGUAGAUAACGCCAAAGUCAAAUACACCAAUUUUUGGAAACACAGAUUAAACAACUGUUCCAAACUAGAUUUCUACAAAAAAUUCAAAACCGACUGCAAACUAGAAGAAUACCUUACAAACAUAAAAAAACAACCACAAAGAAGAGCGCUUAAGCCCGCCGCACACGAGAGCAACUUGCUAAGCUAACCGAGGCAGCUAGCUCAGCUAUGUAUUUUCACCGCACACGUUGGGAAAACUACUCAACAACAACAUAAUUGACAAAAUCAUUUGCAUUUUCCUCCAUUUUGUUCCAAGUCACAUGAAGAAACCAUGGUUUGUCAUUGGCUACAACAUCCCAGACGCUGAGAUUUUUCCUCGCGAGGCGAAAAAUAUCAAACACGAUAGAUAUUUCCCUCAAGGCCUCGAGAGGUCAAAUCCUCACGAAAACUAUCCGCACACGAGAGCAACUUGCUGAGCUAAUCGCCUCGCGAGGCGGUUAGCUCAGCAAGUUGCUCUCGUGUGCGGCGUGCUUAAGCCAAUUCCGCAUAAGUUGCCAUAAACUUAAUGUUGAAUGUGGCCGUUACCACAAUGUGCCUCGUGAGCAACGGCUGUGCGAGUUUUGUGACAUGGGUGAAGUUGAAGACGAAUGUCAUUUUUCCCUAUUUUACAAAUAUUACACAAAUGAUAGAAAAAUUUUAAAUGAAAAACUGCGAUUAGAAUUUAUACGACAAAACUAAAUUGUCAUGAUGAUCUUCAAUCCAUCAUGUCAUCUAGUGACCCAAAACUGUUAAAUGUAUUUUCGAACUACAUCCUGACCUGUUUCACCAAACGAAAUGAAUGCCUUGAAACCGGAAAUAACAUAACAAGACCUACUAACUAAUGGUCCGGCCUUACAUAAAUACAUAUAUGUCUUGCUAUACUAGCCUAAAUUGAAACUACUUUAAACUUGUAAAUAUUAAUUGAAACUACUAAUUUGUAAAUAGCUAGUAUUGUUACUUGGUAGAUUAGUUAAUUGUUAAUAUUAGUUACUCUGAAUGCUUUAGCAAUACCUGUAAAUAGGUCAUGCGAAUGAAGCUCUUUUAAGCAUAAGCAUAUAUUACUUUAUUUAUAUUAAUUAGCCUUUCUCACGCCGCCAUUUUUGGGUGGCAUUUCAGCUGAAGUCUGUGCGAUAAGUCCACAUAACAGCGACUUUUUAUAAUUUUUUGGACGAAUGAUGGUAAAUUUGCUUUGUAAAUGGUUAGUUUAUUUUGAAAACUUGCUUUUCACAUUGUUUUAAUUGUCUGCAUUGGAUAAUGAAAAUUUGAUGCCACGCAAAAAUGGCGGAUAUUCGUCAUCGUGAGAAAGGCUAAUUAUGCUAUUAUCUCAUACGCGCCUGCAUUACUUACCUGUUGAGGAUUCUGUAGUACUUAAUAUAGAUUAUUUCUUUGCUCUUUCUCUAUUCAUAAAAUAUUCAUCGAUGUUUGUUGCGAAGAAUUUAUGCAAAUCUUUUAAAGUAAGUUUAUUAUUUUUAUUAUUUUACGCUUGUUACUGACAGUAGUUGAGCCCCCUAAGUUUUGUUCUAAAUUCAACUACAGUGUAACUGCAUGGCUUGAAUUUGGCUUGAGAGAUAUGAAGGCAAAUAUGACUGAUAUUGUUGCCUAAUUCCAGUCCCCUUUUGCGGUUUACUGUCUGCCUCCUUCGCAGGCCCUCGUUGUGUCAUGGGAAGGUCACGAUUUCGAGAGGGCCUGCGGAAUAUUGUAAAAUGAAUAAAUGUUGUUUUGAACCUGCUUCGUUAAAGAAGGCAGUUUUAUUUGUGCAACGUUGGUGUAGACAACAAACCUUAUCGUUAAAAAAUGCUUCCUUCCACGUCCUAAGAGUCGCCAGUUUAAUUUACAAGUUUCACGCCGCUUUUUUAUAUCUGUUUAUAUUCAAGAUUAUGUAGAAAUUUACUUGCUGACGUGACGCCGGCGCCAUUUUUUUUACAAGAUUCCGCAGGCCCUCGCCAGAUCGUGACCUUCCCAUGACGCAACGAGGGCCUGCGGAGGAGGCAGGUUUACUGUAAUGAUUAUUGACAGAAUGACUUAGAGAAAACAUUCACUAUCAACUUUUUGGGUUCCCUUUUUGUACCUAAAAUUAAUUAAUUAAAUAAUGAACUUGAAAUUAGUAAAGGUUAUUUUGUUCUGUAAAUUCACUCUCCUAUGCUCUGAUAAAUUGUUGAUUAUUUUGAAAAAUGAGUGUAUAACGUUUUUCAUACCAAUCUAAUUUUGUAUUUACUGUAGGUCUGAAGCCCCCUUGUUUUGAAACGAUACAUGUACUGUAAACAUGACUAAUAUUAUUUCACCAUAUGUAGAUGAAGAUGGCUACAAUCAUUGGCAAGAAUUACUGAAAUUUUUGCAUGAAUGUUGCAACUCUCAAGAUCAAAACUUACGUGAAUGCUCACUUCGUAUACUACUGUAAGUGGUGAAUAUUUAAAAAUAUUUUUAAACAAAUAUUGCAUUGAAUUUGACUUUUGUAAUAACUGGAAUAAUCAAAGGCAUAUUAUUCUUGUCAGUCAAUGCCAACACUUACUCAGACCUUGAUGAUUUCGUUUUUGUGGUUAGCCUGCUAACCACAAUGUAGAAAACCAUAAAAAUAGGUACGCAAUGCGUACAUGUGGCUAGCCUGGUAAACUUUAACUCCCCAAACCCUCCUCCAAACCCAGAAAGCCUGCCAUAAUAUGCCAUAAUGCCAUUUUUUCGUGCCUGCGAGCGAAAUUCAAAAUGUACCUGCAAAAACACAUCUUAUUUAAAUUUUGUGACCUAAAUAUUGUUAAAAUGUUAAAAGGUAUGUUCCGCGAAAGGUAUGUUCAGCCAGUCUAUAUUUUUGUUCAAACAAUUGAGUAAAUUGAUAGUAUACAACCUCGCUUGACUUUCAGAGGCCAUAAAUCGUUGCAAUGAACAUGCAAAGGUUGGCAGCUCCUAGCGAUCUACGAUUCUUGGGGCUGGGCGAGAAAGAGUUUUAAAAUUUAUUUUAGCCGUUUACGGCGAAAUAAUUUAAUAUUUUCUGGUUUGUUUUUAAAAAAUGUUGCUGUAUUAUGGAUAGUUUAUACGGUAUCUGAUACGACAAAGAAUGACGAAUAAAAAUUUUAUGGUUCAAUGGUUGAAAAAUCAACCAAGAUGGCCUCGAUUGCAAACGAGCAAUUAAUUUACUUAUUUUGGACGAAAUUAGCUAUACGCUGUAACAAUUGCUAAUCCUAUAGAGCCAAAACAAAUAUGUGUGUUUCCUAUCUCUUCUUGUAAAACGGACGCCAUUUUGUUUAGUCUGUGCUUCCACAUCGAAAGACAAAUUUCCAUUUUCCACAAACGUUUUCCUCUAAGUGGAAACACUUACAAGCAUGAUCCAAUAAAAAAGUUUAGGGUCGGGAUUUCGGCGUCCAAAAGCUAGGUAGGGUCGGGAAACCGGAAACCCACAUUUUUUGUCUAGGCUAAACACAUGUACGCAAUGCGUACCUAUUUUUGUAUGAUGAUAUGCCAACACUAAACUUGAAGCUUUCGGUAGUUUUUGAACUGCUUUGACUUUACUUUUAAUUUGAAACCACCUGCAGUAUGUCGUGAUAAUUUCUGUUUUACUUUAGAUCAUUUCCUGGCAUUUUUGGCAACCAACAAGACCACUAUUUACAAGUCAUCAAGGGAAUGUUAUGGCAAUGUAUGCAGGAUCAAUCAAGUCCCCAGGUUGGGAAUAAUGCA